GAGAGCUGCUGGCUUCUGUUCUUUCUCCUGAGAAAGCUAUCACCUGCCUGCCUCAACAUGAACUUCUCUGAGCAGAAUUCAUUCCUCUUCAGCUGUAAUGUCAGUCCCAGUGAAACGCCAAAGCUCGACAUCAGCGUCACCAAAAGUGAACCGCUGUCAGUUGCCGUCCCCAUGACCGUCCUUUACAGCCUUGUCUUCUUGUUUGGUGCCAUAUUCAAUGGUGUGAGCAUGCUGACCCUCCUCAUGGAUGCUCAUAUGAAAGUCAGCGCCACUCGGGUCUACCUUCUGAGCCUUGUUCUUUCAGAUAUUCUGCAGCUGUUGACCAUCCCAGUUACUUUGUAUCGGUAUUACUGGGAGAGCUAUCCAUGGCGUCUUGGCCAAGCGGUUUGCAAAGUGUACUUCAUGGUCCGCCAGAUGUACUGCGCCACCACAAGCUGGGUUAUCGUGACCUUCACCGCUGAGCGUUAUGCAGCAAUAUGUCAUACCAUGUGGUCCAUCUCCAGUCUAAAGAAGUCUCGACUGCCAUGCCUCAUCACUGUGUGGAUCAGUUCUCUGGUCUCAGCUGUUCCAUUUGCACUGGUUUAUGACCAGGCACGCGCCUGCGUCCUAGACUACACAGCCACCACGCUGGAACAUGCUUUCAAGGUCUCCACCAUGUGUGAAAUGACAGAGCCCGAUCCUGCACACAUUUACCACGGAGCCCUUCUUCUGAGAGCUGGGUUCUUCUUUCUGGUCCCCCUGGUUUCUAUCUUCACACUCUACAUGCUCAUCCUUCUCCACCUACGGAGGAAUGGUCGUCAAAGGAGAAACAUGGGUCUUAUGAGACCAGAUUUAGAAGGAAGGCAUGACUUUCAUUGUCAUCGGAAUGGAAAGCUUCUUUUAAAUGAAAAGAAGGCUUUAAAACUUAUGAGUGCAGUUGUGGUGGCUUUUUUUCUCUUCAACUUUCCAGAUAUUGCCUCAUCACUCAUGCAGGUCUAUGUGGUCGCGUGGUCCGACACAGUCCUUUCAGUCUACACUGUUCUGAAGUCCUAUUUGUCACUUCCACUGUGGUACAUCAAUGGUGCUCUGGACCCGCUGCUGUUCUGUAUUUCCUCGCACACGUUUCGCAGGGCAUGCUGGAGAAUGCUAAAAAGGCUCAGACCUCGCUGCUACUUGAAGCACCAGGGCCUGUCUUGGCUGAGGUCACGAAGUUCUAUUGAGGAUGCAAGCACAACGGCCAGAGAGAGGAUUGAUGGAAAAUUCUACAAAGUAAAACGCGAGAAAAGAGAAAACCUUUGAAUGAGACUGGAUCAGUGAGAUGCGAAAGAUCUGGGAAAGAUCUUUUCAAUGCUAGCUGCAACAAAAAGCAAUGCUUUAUUCUGUCAUGCUCUUAGAGACAAACACCUGCUUUCUCUCACUUCCUUUUGUUCAUGUAAUAUAAUGUCAGUGUGUAAAAAAAAUUUUUGAUCACAGUUAUGAAUUAAGAAACACUGUAAAAUGCUUUUGGUGCUUAAAACUAUGUGUAAAUUGCUUCUAAGAUCCUAUUUUGUGAUGUUUCUAGAUGGAAUUUGGUUAUAUGGUGUCAAUUGAAGUCAAGUUUAUUUAUAUAGCGCUUUUCAGCAACAAGGCACUCAAAGCGCUGUACAUGAGGGGCUAACAUUGCAUGCUAAUAGAAAAAAAUUUAAAUACGAUUAACAAUAUAUGCACAUUUACCUGUGAAAUUGUUUAUCAACCUAUUGUAAGUGUUCAUUUUCAAAUAUAUGUUAUUAUGGGUCAAUACUGGAGUCUAUUGCUUAGAUAUUUGUUAAAUGUGUCCUUCAGUGUGAUAAACAAGCAAGAACAAAGCCUCUUAAAGUAAAUUUUUUCUUUACCUUUAACCGAGUUUAUUCUUAUUUUGGCAAUAUAAGCCUUCACAUCUAUAAAUACAUAAAAUUUGGUUUCAAGAUUAUAUUUUAGGUAUUUUUAACAUCUGCCUGUGUUCAUACAUUUUUGUAUUUGCUUUUGGCAAUAAUGUAGAUUUUUUGUCAUCAACAGCACAUUCUGUUAUUA
Messenger RNA from Girardinichthys multiradiatus, 2028 nucleotides. RefSeq names its product pyrokinin-1 receptor-like. The record is from RefSeq and is a predicted model, not a curated record. Gene Ontology annotation, cellular component: plasma membrane. The transcript is spliced from 7 exons. Gene Ontology annotation, biological process: G protein-coupled receptor signaling pathway. Gene Ontology annotation, molecular function: G protein-coupled receptor activity. Lineage: Eukaryota; Metazoa; Chordata; Actinopteri; Cyprinodontiformes; Goodeidae. The coding region runs from base 58 to 1278 and encodes 406 amino acids.